ACUCUGGUCAAUUUGCCUCAACUCUGAGCUGGGAGUAGAAAUGUUAAGGAUAGUACAGUCAAGUAAAAUGUAAAGGGUGCCCUCAAACAACAGCAGCUUAUGUCUCAGGGUGACACUUGCCAGUUGGGACUGAGCCCCCGUUAGCCACCAGCACCAUCAGCAAGCCCCAGUGGUUUGCUGGGAGGUCUUGAUCAUGGGAAGGCUGUUGUUUUGUGGUUAACACUUCCACCCAGCUCCACGUGGGCAAACAUCCAAAUAAGACGAAACUGAUUGCCAGGCUACUGCACUCUAUUUCCACAUCUGUUUAGGCUCCUCUCGGGUCUUGCUCCAGUCCUGAUUUCUGCAUUCUGACUCCUGGCUGAGCCGUCUCCCGCAGCUUUAUUUAUUUCUGGCCUUACUGAGUGAGUGUCGAUGCUUUGCUUAAGAACUAAGCUAUCUUCUCCGACGCGUGGCUUCCUGUAGCUGGCUGACUUCGUUCCUCCACGCGUGGUGGAGCAUCAGUUCUCCGGGAUUCAAGUCGGCUCUGUCCUGUGUGCAGUCCAACAGGGCCAUACGGAUUGCACAUAUCUGGAUAUUAACUUCUGGGUGGAGCAUUAAAACACCGGAAACAGAUACCCUCAUUCUCCACUUGACAAGGUCAUGGAAGAUCUAGACGAAACAUUAUUCGAAGAAUUUGAGAACUACUCCUAUACCCUGGAAUAUUACUCCUCAGAGUCUGAUUUGGAGGAGAAAGCCCACCUGGGAGUUGUUCACUGGAUCUCCCUGGUGUUAUACUGUGUAGCAUUCAUUUUGGGUAUUCCAGGAAAUGCCACUGUCAUUUGGUUCACGGGGUUCAAGUGGAAGAAGACAGUCACCGCUCUCUGGUUCCUCAAUCUGGCUAUUGCGGAUUUCAUUUUUCUUCUCUUCCUACCUCUGUACAUCUCCUACGUGGCCAUGAAUUUCCACUGGCCCUUUGGCAUCUUGUUGUGCAAGGCCAAUUCCUUCAUUGCCCAGCUGAACAUGUUUGCUAGUGUUUUUUUCCUGACGGUGAUUAGUCUGGACCGCUAUAUCCACUUGGUCCAUCCUGUCGUAUCUCAUCGGCACCGAACCCUAAAGAACUCCCUGAUAGUUAUUACAUUCGUUUGGUUUUUGGCUUCUCUAAUGGGUGGUCCUGCCCUAUACUUCCGGGACACUCUGGAGUUCAAUAACCACACUCUCUGCUAUAACAAUUUCCACGAGUAUGAUCCUGACCUUACUUUCGUGAGGCACCAUGUUCUGACCUGGGUGAAAUUUAUUGUUGGGUACCUCUUCCCCUUGCUAGCAAUGAGCAUUUGCUACCUGUGUCUCAUAUUCAAGGUGAAGAAGCGAAGCAUCCUGGUCUCCAGUAAGCAUUUCUGGACCAUCCUCGCUGUGGUCAUGGCCUUUUUGAUUUGUUGGACUCCUUAUCACCUGUUUAGCAUUUGGGAGCUUACAAUCCACCACAGUAGCUAUUUCCACCAUGUGCUUCAGGCCGGCAUCCCCCUCUCCACUGGCCUGGCAUUCCUCAAUAGUUGUUUGAACCCCAUCCUCUACGUCCUAAUUAGUAAGAAGUUCCAAACACGCUUUCGGGCCUCGGUUGCUGAGAUACUAAAGCACACGCUGUGGGAAGUCAGCUGUUCUGGCACGGUGAGCGAACAGCUCAGGAACUCUGAGACCAAGAACCUGUGUCUCCUGGAAACAGCUCACUUUUCCAGCAUGGUACCUCGGGGUAGUCAGACUCCUUAUAUGGCACAGUUUAGGGCCCUAAGAAGCCAAGGUGGACAUCUCUAGGCCUCUUAAAGGCUAUGUCCGACCCCUGAUGCAGUACCACGCCCACUGUACUCUCUCGGUCCAAGUAGCCACCAGGUCAGUUCAGGUUCAAGGGGAGGUGACCCCACCUGUCAAUGGGGAUAUGCUCCUAUCCUUAAUCCCUCAUGGUAUCAGUAUAAUUAACAUUUUUGGGAAACUCUGGGUAUGUGCAAGUAUGCGUGACAUUGCUGUAAACGUAAAACCCUGACAUCUAGAUAGUAGGUAGGCCAGCCCAAUCUCAGAAAGAUUUCAGAAAAAGAAAGCAUGCGUGACAUAGUGACAUAUUUCUACCUUCUGUUCCUAUAACUGUAUUGAUGUAGGCACCAGUACAAGACCAAUGACGUAUACCUUUACGUCAGUGAGUGACCUCUUCAUGGUGCAAAUCUGUUGCAUUUUAGACUGUAAUGGUAUUUUGCCUUCUAUCCAUUUAUUCCUUUAGCAAACAGACGAGUGUCUAAGGGGUAUACGGAGGCAUGUGGCACUUAACAGUUUGGAAAGUCUAGAGAUCAAACCUGCAUGAAAACAAUGCUAGAACAAGGUAGACAGUAAUAAGUGCCAGAAGAAAGCCAAGAAAAGUGUAGAUUGUUCAGAGAGGAAAGAGCACCCAGUAUAGAAGUGAACAAACAUUGGGGUUGCUUGAUUUGGGGGUUUCCUAAGGAUCCUGUUCCUGUCCCUUGUCUCUGCUGGUGUCCUUGUCUUUUAUGAAUUACAAACUCUGCUACUCACUGCAAUUUUUAAAAGCAUUUGACUUUCCAUAAUUUCCGGAUUUUAUUUUGAAAAUUGGGAGGAGGAAAUGUAUUAUUUCUUGAGUCAGUAUCCUUUUUUAUUUCACCUCUCAGCUUUUGGAAAUGCUAGUCUCAGAUCUUUAUUGGCUCUGUUCUUUACUGUUGGCCCAGACAACAAUCAGAUCUGGAUUUGGAAAUUAUUCCCCAAAAAUGUGUGGCAUAGCUCAGCAUAUCCCAACCUGUCACUCCCAAAUUUCACGGUUUCUGCCCUACCCAGUAUGGAGGGAGGGUAGGAAGAAAGGUACUCAUUGUCAGUGUCUGCCCCCUCUACCACGACCACGACCACGAGAGGUUAAGAGAUUCCACUUGCCCUCAAGGGAUAGGCCUUGAUUUCCCCGGAUCAGGAGAAAAGCUGGAGGAUCCAAGACAAAGAGAACUCUAUAGGCUCAUCCUUAGCUUGAGCAAAUGGAGAGAUUCUCAAGGCUGUUGGAGAAAGGAAGGGUGAGAAGCAGGGAGAGGAUUAGGCAACCAAGGGCAGAAGGAAAUUAUGGAGCAGGAGAUGUUACUACCUGGUAAGCAGGAGCUUACCAAAGGCCUAUAAAAAUAUUUGAGAUCUUUGGGUGCCUGGGGGCUCAGUUUGUUAAGCAUCCAAGUCUUGGUUUAGGCUCAGGUCAAGA
Messenger RNA from Herpailurus yagouaroundi (jaguarundi), 3208 nucleotides. It is a transcript of the gene CMKLR2, whose product is annotated as chemerin chemokine-like receptor 2. NCBI's taxonomy places the organism in Eukaryota, Metazoa, Chordata, Mammalia, Carnivora, Felidae. The record is from RefSeq and is a predicted model, not a curated record. Bases 640 to 1788 code for a protein of 382 amino acids. Gene Ontology annotation, cellular component: plasma membrane. Gene Ontology annotation, molecular function: complement receptor activity; G protein-coupled receptor activity. The transcript has 4 exons. Gene Ontology annotation, biological process: positive regulation of cytosolic calcium ion concentration; inflammatory response; phospholipase C-activating G protein-coupled receptor signaling pathway.